AAUCUUAGUCUCUGGUCAUUUUUAUAUGUCUAUAAUCUAUGCGUUUAUUUUCUUUCCUCUUUGAAAAAGUGACGUUUCCGUUCGCUGUUCUCCGGUUCAGCGCUGAGCAAUUUUUAUUAGAAAAGUUGUUUAUCUCGACCGGGAAAUCGCAUUAAAAUGGCAGCCGCCGCAGUGUCAGGCAAGGACAUCGAGAAGCCCCAGGCGGAGGUGUCCCCCAUCCACCGCAUCCGUAUCACCCUCACGUCGCGCAACGUGCGCUCACUGGAGAAAGUCUGCUCCGACUUGAUAAAUGGCGCCAAGAAACAGAAGCUGCGUGUGAAGGGUCCAGUUCGUAUGCCAACUAAGAUCCUGCGCAUCACCACCAGGAAGACCCCUUGUGGUGAGGGUUCCAAGACCUGGGACAGGUUCCAGAUGCGCAUCCACAAGCGUGUGAUAGACCUGCACUCACCGUCAGAGAUUGUCAAGCAGAUCACCUCCAUCAACAUCGAGCCUGGUGUUGAGGUGGAGGUCACCAUCGCAGACGCGUAGGCACAGCUGACAAUAUACUGUAAAAACUAAA
This is a messenger RNA of Bicyclus anynana (squinting bush brown), 559 nucleotides long. It is a transcript of the gene RpS20, whose product is annotated as 40S ribosomal protein S20. The record is from RefSeq and is a predicted model, not a curated record. Gene Ontology annotation, cellular component: cytosolic small ribosomal subunit; ribosome. Gene Ontology annotation, biological process: translation. Gene Ontology annotation, molecular function: structural constituent of ribosome. The transcript is spliced from 3 exons. The coding region runs from base 157 to 528 and encodes 123 amino acids. NCBI's taxonomy places the organism in Eukaryota, Metazoa, Arthropoda, Insecta, Lepidoptera, Nymphalidae.